This is a messenger RNA of Amphimedon queenslandica, 598 nucleotides long. RefSeq names its product tubulin alpha chain, testis-specific. The annotation marks the transcript as partial. Gene Ontology annotation, cellular component: microtubule. The transcript has 3 exons. Gene Ontology annotation, biological process: microtubule-based process. The record is from RefSeq and is a predicted model, not a curated record. Gene Ontology annotation, molecular function: GTP binding; structural constituent of cytoskeleton. Lineage: Eukaryota; Metazoa; Porifera; Demospongiae; Haplosclerida; Niphatidae.
UCAUUCUGCAAAGAGACUCGCCCCUCGUUACUAAAGCGUUUCUUGCAGGAGACACCUUCAACUUUUUCCUACCGUUUUCUCUUUCUUAUACUGACAGCUAAAUCUCAAAAUGCGUGAGUGUAUUUCCAUACAUGUUGGUCAAGCUGGUGUACAAAUUGGCAAUGCUUGCUGGGAGCUGUACUGCUUGGAGCAUGGUAUCCAGCCUGAUGGACAGAUGCCAUCUGACAAGACCAUUGGUGGAGGAGAUGACUCCUUCAAUACAUUCUUUAGUGAAACUGGUGCAGGGAAACAUGUUCCCCGUGCUGUCUUUGUUGAUUUGGAACCAACUGUUGUAGAUGAGGUUCGUACUGGUACUUACCGCCAACUCUUUCAUCCUGAGCAGCUCAUUACUGGCAAGGAAGAUGCCGCCAACAAUUAUGCUCGUGGGCAUUACACUGUUGGAAAGGAUCUCGUUGAUCUUGUUUUGGAUAGGAUCCGUAAACUUGCUGAUCAGUGUACUGGUCUCCAAGGUUUUCUUCUCUUCCAUUCUUUUGGAGGUGGUACUGGGUCUGGGUUUGCUUCUCUCCUUAUGGAGCGUCUUUCCGUUGAUUAUGGAAAG